Sycon ciliatum is the source of this 3424-nucleotide messenger RNA. Its product is annotated as iduronate 2-sulfatase-like. The record is from RefSeq and is a predicted model, not a curated record. Gene Ontology annotation, cellular component: cytoplasm. The transcript is spliced from 6 exons. Gene Ontology annotation, molecular function: iduronate-2-sulfatase activity. Bases 160 to 1710 code for a protein of 516 amino acids. NCBI's taxonomy places the organism in Eukaryota, Metazoa, Porifera, Calcarea, Leucosolenida, Sycettidae.
ACGAACUACUGUACUUUGUAUUGUUUGAAGGACCUCAUUCAAACAUGAAGAAACGAGCGCAAUGAUAUCGAUCAAAUGUUCGCGCACCUACUAGUACUACUGCGGUAGUUUCUCCUGCGCUGCGUUUUCAGCUAUUCGAGAUCCGAACCGUUUGGGAUAAUGAUUUCCCCGUUAGUGUUUAUCCUCGCAGCUGCGGUUUCAGGAGCUCAUUCAGCCCAGACCGCGUCGAAACCGAGCAAGAAGAUGAACGUGCUGUACAUCGUCGUGGAUGAUCUUCGUCCUGAUCUGGAGCCCUAUGGUCAGGGUUACGUGCACACUCCCAACAUUGCCGCGCUGGCAAACAAAUCACUCAUCUUCGACCGCGCCUAUUGCCAGUUCGCUAUUUGCGCUCCCAGCAGAAACUCAUUCAUGACGGGGCGCAGACCUGACGCUACGGAGUGUUGGAACUUCAUUGAUCACUUCAGGGAGACGACAGGGCGGAACUGGAUUUCUAUGCCGGAGUACUUCAAAAACAACGGAUAUUUCUCCAGCGGCGUUGGUAAGCUCUACCACCCCAAUCUGCCUCCGAAAGGCGAUCCACCAAGCUGGUCAGACGUAGACGAGUUUCCUUACCACAAUCCUCAUCCUCACAAUUGCCCAAACAAUACAGCAUGGUGUAGCCUGGAUCCGAAACACUACAAUUUUUCCGACACUAAAACACUGGACGAAGGUCUUCGCAGAAUGCGCUAUGCCGCGAAGAACCUCACCCAGCCGUUCUUCUUAGGAGUCGGGUUUCACAAACCUCACUUGCCGUUCCGCGUCCCGACAGGUUUCAUUGAGAUGUACCCGCCAGCGGAGAACAUAAGCGCGGCACAGGACAAAGCAUUCCCGAAAGCAGCACCAGCACUUGCAUGGAAUGGCUGCCUUGCUCGACCUGGCCGGUUUACAGACGUAACACAAGCCCGCGAUUGGCUGACACCCAUGGAGGAUGACGAAGCACGUCGUCUUCGGCGUGGAUACUACGCCGCAAUAAGCUUCACUGACUCGCUGGUCGGCAAGCUGUUAGCCGAGCUGAGGGAACUUGGUUUGGAGGAGAACACCAUUGUCUCGUUUCAUGCAGAUCAUGGCUGGCAGCUUGGAGAACACAACAUGUGGUGCAAGACGUCCAACUUUGAGCUGGGCGUGAGAGUACCAUGGAUGGUUCAUGUGCCCGACGUUGAGCGAUGUUCGGGCACGCACACAACUGCACUGGCAGAGCUAGUUGAUGUAUACCCAACACUUGCUGAACUGGCUGGUCUUCCCGUUCCGACUCACGUCGACGGCAAGAGCCAAGCGCCCGUGUUCCACUCAGACGUGCCCGGUGUGAAGGUGGCGGCCUUCUCACAAUUACCUAAGUGCGGCAAGAACCAAACCGACAUGACUGGAUGUGAGUACACGGACAAGCACAAGAUCGACUACAUGGGCUACAGUAUACGCACAGAUCUCUACAGGUACACGGAGUGGUUUCGCUGGAACGGUACAGCGCUGCGUGCAGAUCUGUCAUUCACCAUGGCUCGAGAGCUCUAUGAUCAUGUUGCAGAUGUCGGCAUAGACUUUAACGCGUACGAGAAUGAGAACAUUGUGAUGGAACAGCUAGUCACCAUGGAAGAGCUGAGUGGGCAGCUGCGGAACUUCAUACGGAGCCAGUACGACAAUAAUGAUGUGGAAACUAGAGCGGCCGACACAGUGUAAAGGCAAUACUCUGUAGAGUUGAUAGUGUAGAGUCGAUACACUAUAAAGUUGGUAUACUGCGGAGAAUAUGCUCACCCCACAUGCGGCACAUCUUUGCAAGUCGACACACUGCAGUACUGGAGAUUGGAUGAUCGGGGGCCGGACGCGAUCCGCUAUUCCUCGGUCAUGCUGUAGUAACUGGAGGGUGGGUCACGAGCCAGCAUAUGCAGUGCAGUAGGCCGCAGAACUCUGCAGGUAGCGCAGCACAGGGGCCCUGAGGGGGUAACAGCAAGACAUUGGACUGACUGUUGGAUUCACGUUGCCACUAGAAGGCAUAGUAGAAUUUCGUUAUCAGUGACCCCAUGGUGACGUAUCAGGGGUAAAUGCAUACUAGGGUGGUAUGGUCAGCCAUCUAAGGUAUCAUUCCAUCCCCUGAUGAAUUUAGGAAUUUAGAGCCCAAAUCACCACAUUUCUUCACAAGAAGGUUGGGGCAAAAAAUGCCAUGGUCCGUAGCUUGUCCUUUGGCCUACGCCCCUGCGUGCUGUGUACCUACAUGUACAAGUCAUGAUGUACAUUGUAGCCUAGGAACAAUGGACGUCUCAGUCUACUAUCGUAACCUGUAAGUCGGACUGUACAACCAUGUACAUGUACAUGUAGAUCUGAACCUUUUGCUCCGUCUCAACACUCAUACAGUGUAGUGACGUAGUAGUAGUGUACAUACAUUGUACAAGUCAUGUACAUGUACAUGAUGACGACUGUACUUGUAUGCUACAGUACUGUGACAUGCAGUCAAGGGCACAAGUCAUGAUUGAUGGUUUUGUAUUUGUGUCACGGAUGAUUUUUACAUGCCAAAGCCAGAGGGUCAGUCAGAGUCAGAGUUGAUGUCUGAUGCAUGUGAUUGUGGGUCCCCUCUUCAAAGAAAACUCCUGUAACUGUGGUCAUCUGUACUGAAGGCAUUACUUACAUGUAUGUGUUGUGGGGCAUACAUGUAUUGGUAUUUUAUGGAAUGCAAGAAGGGUGAGCUUCACUUAGUCUUUGGGACCGCAGUCGGCCAUUUGAGCGGAUGGAGCAGUGCUGAAUGAUUCAGAGGAGUGAAUUAGGCUUGUGUGAUCCAGAUCAAAUGCCCUGUCAUGUGAACAGAGACCCAGUCACUGAGUGAGAACAUCCCCCAGUGAUUAUAGUAUUGGCUGCAGACUGCAUUCAUGUGAAAUGAUGUGUCCGUGGUUUGCAGUCCUUUCAACACUUCUACGGCAUGCCCAGAGCAGCAGUACCUUGGGAUUUGAUUGUUCAUUGACGGUACAUAACAUGCUUGUAUUAUGCAUUCUGUUUGUCUUGAACUACCACUCCCCCCAGUCCAGGCCCACACCAGAUUGGUUCCAUUAUUAUUAUGCAAGUCCUUUAAUACUGCCUGCGGUUUUCGUUGGCCUACAAACCUGACGUUUACAUUGUGCUUGGCAUGCAAGGAAAAUCCAAUCCUGGUGUUCCAGCCCAGGGCGUGGUCUUGAUUCUUACCUUUUCAUAAACCGUGAAUCAACGCAUAACAGAUUCCUACUUCGAAGUAUGAUGUGAAGGUAAGGUAUCAGAUUACUCUCAACUAAACAGGUUGUCUCAUAUUUCCGAAACUUUUCCUCCAAACGAAUACAUACUGGUAUGUUCAGAUCUAGAUUUUUUUCUGCUAUGGAAUCAGCACAGUAGUAGGUGUGAACUGUGAAUACAAACUACAACAAGUACAAGU